Molecule: messenger RNA, 1206 nt
Organism: Colletotrichum paranaense
Lineage: Eukaryota; Fungi; Ascomycota; Sordariomycetes; Glomerellales; Glomerellaceae
Exons: 5
Coding region: 1-1206 (401 amino acids)
Source: RefSeq, a predicted model, not a curated record
AUGUUGGAGCCAAGUCCAAAUGUGCACUUGGAAAAAGACGACAGCUAUCUGCCCGAAGUCUGGCUAAUGGGUAUUGCUUGGCAGGCCUGGUACGCCAUCGGCGUCUUCAUAAUUCUCCUACGAUUCGCAGUUCGUGUUCGUACCGUCGGGAUUCGAGGCUUCCGCGGCGAUGAUUAUUUGGCUUUACCUGUGAGUUACUGGAAGAGCACAUCUUUCAAAGUUGUCAUUGGUAUUGAUGCGCCACAGUAUCUCGUGUUAUACAGCAUCAAUGUUUACGUAGUCCAAAUCUGCUAUUACACAGGGGCCAAUAUCGACAUUACUUCAGAUGCAGUACCGUCGCUGUCGGAUCACGAUGUUGCAGUUCUUCAGCUGGGAUCGAAAUUGGAGUUCAUGUCAUGGUACACGUACCCUGGUUGCAUCUGGGUCUUGAAGUUCACCGUACUAUUCUUCUACAAGCGUCUAACACUCGGAAUUCUACGAAGACGGAGUCUUGUCGCAUUGUUCUGGAUCUGCGGAUUAUCCUACGUCGUGCUGUGUCUCACCGUGACACUCAGCUGCCAACCCUAUUCCGACAACUGGCGAAUCCGACCUCUACCAGGCCCAGAGUGCACAUUUCGACCACAAAACUUCUGGAUGCUGCUAUGGCUCAACGUUCUAACCGACGCCGCCCUCCUCUCCAUCCCCGUUCCGAUUCUCUGGCACCUCCGCGUGUCCCUUAGACGCAAGAUCGGCGUCGGCAUCCUGCUCUCGUCCGGCGUUUUUGUCAUUUCGACUGCCAUCGUUCGUGCGGUCACGACCUUGGGCGGUGCGCCGUCCGUCAUCAACAUCAACCGCUGGGGGUUCCGCGAGACCGCCGUCGGACUCAUCACCGUCACCUUGCCGGUCCUGAGCCCGCUGUUCACAAGGGCGUUUUGGCGCCGCGGUCCAUAUAUUCGCGACUACUACGAUCGGCUGCGCGGUCCGAGGACGCCUCCUAAUAACGCCAGGUUUGGGAACUGGCUGGGGACGAUGGUUCUCAAGUAUAUUGAUGAGGAGGAAGGGGAUGUAUUACGCAGCCCCAGCGCGGCAAAGCAGUUGGAAGAGGCGGGGUACCGAAGGGAAUGUGCCGAGCGUGCGGGUUCCUACAGUAAAGGGGAUACCUAUGAGUUGGGAACGCAGAGCGGCGAUACGAGCACGAAAAGCUUGAAAGGCAUUGAGACGGUAUGA